Messenger RNA from Rodentolepis nana, 2115 nucleotides. NCBI's taxonomy places the organism in Eukaryota, Metazoa, Platyhelminthes, Cestoda, Cyclophyllidea, Hymenolepididae. The record is from the annotation of a GenBank genome assembly.
AUGAAAUAUUCAAAAUCUGAAGAAAAUUCUGUUGGAAUAAAAAUACGGAGAAGACAAAACGAUCAACCAAGUGAGGUUCUUACUAAUGGUUGCCACGAAUCCGAAUCGCCAAUGGAUCAUGACGGUUCACUGAAAUCUGACUACCGAAAGGAAACCGCAGACAUGCUGUCGGUUUCGGAUAAUGUUGUCAAGAGAAGCCAUUCCCUUGAAGUGCAGAAUGAAUCCAACUCCCGUUUUAGCGAAAAAGUUAUAAUGCAGGUUGAAAAAAAGAACAAUCAUGAAUCUAUGUCAGCAACAGUAAUAUCUCAGUCUACAACCGCAGCCAGUAGCCCUAAACGACAUCAUCCUUCUUCACCGGUGAGCAAAUACGGAAUGGACGAAGUAGCGACAGAUUCUACCAAUAAUCAACGAAGGUCAAAAGAUUCAACUGUCUCUAUUACGUAUUCUCCGCCUUUCACAUCUCUUCAAAAUGGCGAUCCAGAGAAACCGAUGGACAACGAUUGUUCUAUGAGUACAGGUUCUCCACUUGGUGAUGACAGUUCGUCUAGUGGAAAUGGAAAACCAUCAUCGCCUUCCAUGAGACAAGCAGAUCCCAAUGUAUCAACCACUAAUAGUGUAGCGAGUAGCACCAAAGUCUCCGUACCGGGAGUAUCGAGUAAUCGGAAUGGUUCCCUUCUCUCUCGACCUGGAGUUUCAAGCUCGAAUCCACCAAGCUCCUCCCGUAGCAAGACGGCAUCUAGAUCUAAGAAGCAUUCAUCGCGAACCAACCUAUACAUUCGAGGUCUUCCAAAAUCCAUGUCUGAGAAUGACCUAGUGAGUCUUGUUCCAGACGCCUCAGCAAUUCGCUCUGUAAAAUUGGUUGUGAAUAACGAUGGAGAAGGAUAUGGAUUUAUUGAUUUCGUUUCAAAUGAGGCUGCUCUUGUAGCUAUGCAGCAUAUUAAACUUCAAAACUCCAACCAAUAUGUGAACUUUGCAUAUGCAAGUUUCUUUGCUUUUAUUAUGCCUAUAGAGUCAGAAAAGGACCCAUUGAAUGUUUAUGUGACGAAUAUCCCAGAGUCCUGGAGUUCAGAUAACGUUGAAACCCUCAAGCAAAUCUUCGCUCCAUACGGCAAAAUCACCUCUGCCCUUGUCAUGACUAGGAGAUCGACGAAUACCUGUACUGGAACUGGAUUUGUGCGUUAUCUCACCUCCGAGGAAGCUCAACGUGCAAUCGAUGGUAUAAGGAAGGCCAAAAUCACUCUUCCCGGGGCUAAACGGCCGCUCGAACUCAAAUUGGCGGACAGACAACGAGCCCGUGAGCAUAAAAGUGAGUCAAUUGGAUCGGAAAAUAACACUCUGCCUCUAUUUCAACAAUUUAUGCGUGAGGACGCUCAACAACAGUUAACGCAGGCGAUAAAGAAUCAACAACACCACAAACAAAUGGUGGACGACAUUUUCAACGCAACUCCCAUAUCCGAUCGAAGUAUGUUCGAUCAAGCAAAGAUGGCGAACUAUGUCAAUUCUGGUGCCUCGCUCAUGAGUCCAAGCCCCGUGGAUAUAACACCAAAGUCCAGCGAUGAGAUUUCAGCUACUGCGCCUUCACAACUAACAGCUCCAGCAGUUAUGCCGGUUUCUCCAGCUGUUGCCGCAGCCACGGCACUUGCCUCUCCAUUAUAUCAAUUUCAUUGUUUUCCAUGGAUACAACAGGACCACACGACCGCGCCACAUGCAAACCCCCAGGCAGCAGCUGCCUACCUUCACUCUCAAUUGGCGGCAGCAGCCCAAAAGGCUAAUCCAGCGGCUACCGCUACCCCUCUGGAUCUUCACUCACUAGCUGCUGUCUAUCAGAUGGCUGGUCUAGGAGUCCUCAACUACGGUGCCACGGCUCCCGCUCAAUCGUUCGAUAUGAUUCUUCCUUUGCUUAAUGGCCAGCUCAAUGGCCAUCCGAUUGAUGCCUGUCGUAGCAACUGGAAUAAAAUGCACUUUGCUUCCUCUCUCCCUCCCUCUCUCCGCAAUGCCCGCCCGUCCGCCUCCCUCGUCUUCUUCUCUACUAUCACUCUUGCUUGCAGAUUUCUCUCUUCUAAAGCCGCUCCGCCUUUCCUGCCUGAAUACCACUGGUUCUUCAUGCAGAGAUAA